Nyctereutes procyonoides (raccoon dog) is the source of this 960-nucleotide messenger RNA. RefSeq names its product olfactory receptor 2T11. Gene Ontology annotation, biological process: G protein-coupled receptor signaling pathway. Gene Ontology annotation, cellular component: membrane. NCBI's taxonomy places the organism in Eukaryota, Metazoa, Chordata, Mammalia, Carnivora, Canidae. Bases 1 to 960 code for a protein of 319 amino acids. Gene Ontology annotation, molecular function: G protein-coupled receptor activity; olfactory receptor activity. The record is from RefSeq and is a predicted model, not a curated record. The transcript has a single exon.
AUGUCAAUGAAGAAUAUAACUUUAUCCUCUGACUUUAUCCUCCUGGGGCUUCUGGUGAACAAUAAAGCUACAGGGAUCGUUUUUGCUGUUAUUUUUGCUAUUUUCAUGGUGGCUGUAACUGCAAAUCUGGUCAUGAUAUUCUUGAUUCAAAUGGACUCUCGUCUCCAUACACCUAUGUAUUUCCUGCUCAGCCAGCUGUCCAUCAUGGACACCUUUUUCAUUUGUACUACUGUCCCAAAACUUCUGGUUGACAUGGUUUCUAAAGAGAAGACCAUUUCCUUUGUAGGUUGUGGUAUCCAGAUCUUCCUCUACUUGACCAUGAUUGGCUCAGAGUUCUUUCUCUUAGGCCUCAUGGCCUAUGACCGCUACGUGGCUGUCUGUAACCCUCUUAGGUAUCCAGUCCUGAUGAACCGCAGGGUGUGUCUCCUGCUGGCUGCUGGUGCCUGGUUUGGUGGAUCCCUGGAUGGCUUUCUGCUCACCCCCAUCACCAUGAAUGUCCCUUACUGUGGAUCCCACAGUAUCAACCAUUUUUUCUGUGAGAUCCCUGCAGUUCUCAGACUAGCCUGUGCUGACACAUCCUUGUAUGAAACCCUAAUGUACAUCUGCUGUGUACUCAUGUUACUCAUCCCUAUCUCUAUCAUCUCAACCUCCUACUCUCUCAUCUUGUUAACUGUCCACCGAAUGCGCUCUGCUGAAGGCCGGAAAAAAGCUUUCACCACUUGCUCUUCCCACUUAACCGUAGUCAGCAUUUUCUAUGGAGCUGCCUUCUACACUUAUGUUCUACCCCAGUCCUUUCACACUCCUGAGCAGGACAAGGUAGUGUCAGCCUUCUAUACCAUUGUCACCCCCAUGCUCAAUCCUCUUAUCUACAGCCUCAGAAACAAGGAUGUCAUGGGGGCAUUUAAAAAGAUGUUUUUGCAAUACUCAUCUGCUCAAAAAAUAUCCUCAAGUGAUGCUUAA